Molecule: messenger RNA, 289 nt
Organism: Acanthoscelides obtectus
Lineage: Eukaryota; Metazoa; Arthropoda; Insecta; Coleoptera; Chrysomelidae
Source: the annotation of a GenBank genome assembly
GGUGUUUGGAGUUGAAGAAAAUUGUAAAACAUUGAUUUGCGAAUGCGAAUAUCUACUGAAAAUAUUCACGAAUUCGAAUGCCAAUCCAAAUAUUCAGUUAUGCUUCACUAUACAUCACGUCAAAGCAUACUAAAAGAAGAGAAGACUGCGAAGUUUUAUCUCUUGAAGUUUGAUAUUCCUCCCCUUCAGCUUGAUUAUUAAAUUGCUGUUUGAAAAAAAAUAAGAAAAAUCAAAUAUGUAUGUAAUUUAUGAAAAUAAACAUUUCUUUUCCACAACUAGUUUAAAAACA